GCGCUUUAGGGUUUUGGUGUUCCAGGAGAAUGGGAAGGUGAAGAAGCUGCGCUUUCGGGGGCGGGCUGGUGGCGGGGUGGCACUCGCGCUCGUCCACGGAGAGGACGACGAGGCAGGGCGAGGUGACAUGAACGACUACAAGGAAUAGCUUCUUUAAUUGGAGUACUUUCAUGUGAUGCUUCUUCAACACUCACGUUCAUCUCGCUGCUUUUGACCUUGUUUCACAUAACUCGAGAUCCAAAACUAAAAUUACUUUCCUUUCACUACAUUUUUGUCCUUCUAUUAUCUUUAUUUAUAAGUGAUUUUCCUUUUCUUUAUUUUAACUCUUUAUAUUGUUAAAAUUAAGAUUCUAACCCCCAAAUUUUGUCAAUCAAUUAACAGAAAUGUAGUAUUGAUUUGUAUUAAUUUAUAAAUGAACAAGUAUAUAAGAUUUGCUAAUUUAUACAAAUAAAUGACGGGACACAUAUUUGUUACAUUUUAAUUAUUUAAUGGACAAAAUUUUGGCAUGAAAAGCUUAAUUUAGCGUAAACGAUAAAUCUCGAUAGUUAGCGGUGACUUUGAAUGGAUGGAUAAUGUAUUUUUUUACACUAAUAAUAAUUACUAUUGUUGUUGUUUUAUUAACCGUCGCCUUCGACUUGGAUUUGGAUCUACGUCAGUUAAAGCAAGAUAAUUGAAAAGCUUGGACGAGAAUGCUGAUUAACUAGAAACACUCGUUUUCUCAAUAACGUAGUCUCUUACCAUAUUAUUGCUAGCAAUAUCUAACAUUGACCUUGCUUUUUAAGCACUGCUCUUCAUUAUUCUACUUCUCAACUUUUAACAACUCUUGUAAUUGUAGCAACUUCGCUAUUCGCAUAUCUUGUUGCUUUGCAAGCUCCAUGGACGACUUGCAUAGUCCCAAGUCACAGAUGGAGGAUGACUUUGAGUCAACUUUGCAUUCAGCUCCAUCAUUUUCAAUAUACAACAACCCUCAUGGAGGUGGUGACAUGGAAGAAGUUUUGAAGAAAACUCUUCCGAAUGGACAGAGUUUGGAAGCCACAGGAAGUGGUGAGUUCAGCUUUGAGAGGAACAAGAUGGAUUUGAUUGAGGAAAGAGAGCAUGAGAAUGAGAAUGAUUGGUCAAGUGGGAUCCACAAAUUGAGUAUUGAAGAGGAAGAAGAUGCUGAACCAGCUAGUCCCCCCAUGUAUCUGGCAUCAGGGCUUGGAGUUGAGGGUGUGCUAGGAUCUGAUAAACUUAUCAGUGAUGAUAUGUUUAAUCCCAACUUGCAUGAUAGUGAGGAUCUUGAAGGGUAUUACAAGAGGAUGGUUGAUGAGUAUCCCUGCCACCCUUUGAUUCUCAAAAAGUAUGCACAGCUUUUACAAUCUAAUGGAGACCUUCAAGGGGCUGAGGAGUACUUUCUUCGGGCUACGUUGGCGGAUCCUAAUGAUGGCGAAAUCUUGAUGCAGUAUGCGAAGCUGGUGUGGGAGAACCAUCAUGACAAGGAUAGAGCAUUGGUCUAUUUUGAACGUGCAGUUGAAGCUGCACCUCAAGACAGCCCUGUCCUUGCAGCAUAUGCUAGUUUUCUCUGGAAAAUUGAAGAUGAUGAGAAUGAAGAUGGAGAACAUGAAAUUCAGAAUGACAUGGAAAAACAAAAGACUGAAACUGUGAAGACCUCCAUAGAAGAAAGUCAUACAAUUAGCCAACUCUCAGUCCUUGCAGCUGGACAAGAGGUUGAUGCAGCACAUAUUACGACAUCUGAUUGUGGUGAACAAAGUAAUGUUGAAGAUUAUUUUAAGAAGAUGCUUGAUGAAAAUCCAAACAAUCCUUUGUUUCUGAAAAAGUAUGCUCAGUUUCUGUUACAGUCCAAGAGAGAUCUUCAAGCAGCAGAGGAUUACUACUCACGGGCAAUAGUAGCUGAUCCCAGUGACGGUGAAAUGAUAUCAGAAUAUGCUAAGCUAGUUUGGGAACUUCAUCGUGAUCAGGAAAAGGCUUCGUUUUUAUUUGAGCAAGCAGUUCAAGCUACCCCUGGGGAUAGCAAUGUUCUUGCUGCAUAUACCUGCUUUCUCUGGGAAACAGACGAUGGGGAAAGCUGAAAUUUAAAGGCAAGUUCACGUUCAAGAGAUCUUCUGCAGGAAAAUGCCAUGACUGUUACAAAUUUACAAGACAGGUUGCCAGAGCAGGUGUCAAUAAAUGCUCGUAGUUUCAGGUGAAUAAAGAAAACCAUACAACAAUCAACACAGAGAAGCGGCAAGUUUAACUCAUCUAGAAUAAAGAAAAAUCAUAUUUCUUUACUAAUUGCAAUUUUUGCCGAACUUUUCAUUUUUUUAGAAUAACAUGUAUCUAACUUGCAGCAGGACAAGAAUAGUUUACACGAAAUGAUUCAUGGUAAUGUUAAAAGCUCAACUAAUUAGAGAUAUCCCUUUCACAAAUCAGUGGUGCAGUCAUUGGGAGUAUUCUCUGUCUAGUUGAUGGGCCUUAUUCUAGUUUGGUUGGUACUACUAUUAGCCUGUUUGUUUAAAAAAAAAAAUGAAUUUAAAAAAAAAAAAUGAAUUUCAAAGUUCC
Cajanus cajan (pigeon pea) is the source of this 2538-nucleotide messenger RNA. NCBI's taxonomy places the organism in Eukaryota, Viridiplantae, Streptophyta, Magnoliopsida, Fabales, Fabaceae. The record is from RefSeq and is a predicted model, not a curated record.